Adineta ricciae is the source of this 1050-nucleotide messenger RNA. The record is from the annotation of a GenBank genome assembly. Lineage: Eukaryota; Metazoa; Rotifera; Eurotatoria; Adinetida; Adinetidae.
AUGCCCGCGACAACCGUAUUCGUAGAAUCUUGGUUUCUUCCCAUAGAAAUUAUUAAAAUUGUGUGUACAUUUCUAACAAGUGUUUGUUGCGUAAUAUAUUUAUGUAUUAUUCUACUGAAUAAAACAUGUCAUACAUUACCAAUGAUGUUAACUGCAAAUACCUGUGCUUCAACACUAGCUUUCGCAUGUUCUAUGCUUAGUACAAAAAAUUUAUCAAAUUUAAGUGAUUUUCGUUUUAAAUUCGAUAUUCGUCAAAAAGAUAUUCAACUAAUCGAAUAUGAACAAGAUUGGUGGAAAACUGAAAAGAAAUGGAUUGUUGUAGGUCAUCCAUUAUCAUCAUUAAUCUAUACAAUACCUUUUAUCGACACAAAAUUAAUCUUAAAUGCACGAACUGCCUAUCGUCAAGAGAAAUGUCCAUCAUCGAAAGUCUCCAAUGAAUAUUCGCAUAUUCGGCAGUUAAUUUUAACAUUGAAUCCACUCGGAUUCAAAUUAUGCCAAAGUGAUGAAAUUUACUUCGAUAAAGUUCAUUCUCUAACUCUCAUCGAUUACAAACAUUCACAAAAGCCAAUUUCACAUUUACGAACAUUGAUUAAUCUGUCGACGGUUCGUCAUUUAACAAUUGAUCAUCGAAUGCGUUCGGGAACGUUCGUUUUAUUGAUGAAAGAAGUGCCAAAUUUACAAUCUCUAUCCGGACAAGAUGUCGCAUUCUCUGCGAUCACCAACAAAUUUCAAAACGAACACGUCAUUUCGUUUCUUAAAGAGAAUAUUCGCAAAUUAACGUUAAGUUCAUUCAAACCAUGUGAUGACAUUCGUUACGUCUCGCAACUAUGCAUUAUUUUCUCACAUGUCCAUCAUUUAUCAUUGAGUAUUAAGUGGGCUGUUGAUAUUUGGCCUUGGUUAACCAAAAUUGCAAGUCUAUCCAGUGCAACUGUUUUCUGUCGUCAUGGAUCGUUCAUUGAUUUAAUCAAUGAUCCCAAUAAUCACAAAUGGUUUUUUAACUGUACCUAUGAAUUACGUAGUCAUCAAGAUUUACGUUUAUGGAUUGAGUAG